Bufo bufo (common toad) is the source of this 2837-nucleotide messenger RNA. It is a transcript of the gene TMEM161B, whose product is annotated as transmembrane protein 161B. Bases 217 to 1674 code for a protein of 485 amino acids. The transcript is spliced from 13 exons. Lineage: Eukaryota; Metazoa; Chordata; Amphibia; Anura; Bufonidae. The record is from RefSeq and is a predicted model, not a curated record.
UUUGUGCUGUCUAGAGACUGCCUGUCUGUAGUCAGCGCGACACUUUAUUUCUGAGGGAUACAGAUUUGUAGUCAGAAUAUCCCGCAAGUUCUUCUAUGUUUUCCGAUUGUACAGAGCGGGGCCAGCAUCACGGACAACGUGCCAGCGCCUAUAUAUGAUAUCCGAAGAAAGCUCCUCGUUCUCUAGGAUCUUGAGGAACAAGCCUUCAGCACAAAGAUGGGUGUGAUAGGCGUGCAGCUGGUUGUCACCAUGGUGAUGGCCAGCAUCCUGCAGAAGAUCAUACCACACUACUCUUUGGCUCGCUGGCUCCUUUGCAAUGGCAGCUUAUAUUGGUACCAGCAUCCUACAGAAGACGAGUUACGAGCACUCGCUGGAAAGCAACAACUAAGAGGAAAGAGCAAAAAAGAUAGAAAAUAUAAUGGCCAUAUCGAUAAUAAACCUCUUACCAUUCCCAAAGAUAUUGACCUUCAUUUAGAAACAAAGACUGUUACAGAAGUAGACACUUUAGCACUCCAUUAUUUCCCCGAAUACCAGUGGCUGGUAGACUUCACCGUUGCUGCUACUGUUGUGUAUCUGAUAACUGAGGCUUAUUACAGCUUAGUGGAUCCAUCCCAGGAGAUGAAUAUCGGCAUAGUGUGGUGCAUGCUCGUUCUGGCAUUUGCAAUCAAAGUGCUGUUCUCGCUGACAGCCCAUUACUUUAAAGUUGAAGAUGGCGGGGAGAGAUCUGUCUGUGUUACUUUUGGAUUCUUUUUCUUUGUCAAAGCCAUGGCAAUCCUUAUCGUGACAGAAAACUACUUGGAGUUCGGAUUAGAGACUGGCUUUACAAAUUUUUCGGAAAGUGCUGUCAAAUUUCUUCAAAAACAAGGCUUGGAGUCUCAAGGUCCGGUGUCCAAGCUUACUUUUAAAUUCUUCCUGGCGGUUCUGUGUUCUCUCAUUGGAGCCUUUCUGACAUUCCCAGGCCUGCGUUUGGCUCAGAUGCAUCUUGAUGCCCUCAAUCAAACAAGAGAAACAGUGACACAGCUUUUUCUUCAUAUUAAUUUUUUAUCACCUCUCUUGAUGGUGCUGCUGUGGGUGAAGCCCAUAACCAAGGAUUACAUUCUGAAUCCACCACUAGGCAAGGAAGCUGUACCUCUAAUGACCGAGGAUGCCUUCGAUACCCUUCGACUUUGGAUCAUCAUUUUCCUGUGUGGCUUAAGGUUAAUUAUGAUGAGAUACCAUCUACAGGCCUACUUAAAUUUGGCUCAGAAAUGUGUGGAUCAAAUGAAGAAAGAAGCUGGGAGGAUAAGUACUAUGGAACUGCAGAAAAUGGUGGCUCGGGUAUUUUAUUACCUUUGUGUUAUUGCACUUCAGUAUGUGGCACCUAUGGUGAUGCUCCUGCACACAACCCUGCUUCUGAAGACCUUAGGUAAUCAUUCUUGGGGCAUCUAUGACUCAAGUUCUCCGCUAGAAGCAGCGCAAGGAUCUAGCCCAGCUUUCUCCGAAGUGCCAUGUCCGGAAGAAAAAAUGAAGGCGACAGUAACACAAAUUACAAUGGCACUUGGGGGGUUAAGGAACAUUUUCACCCCUCUUCUCCUCCGGGGACUCUUAUCCUUUCUUACCUGGUGGAUUGCAGCUUGCCUUUUCUCGACAAGCCUCUUUGGUUUGUUUUAUCAUCAGUAUUUAAUAGUGGCGUGAUCAACUCCAUAGCGUUUGUACUAAAAGGACCAAGUAUAAGACAGGAAGCUGCACAUGCAAGAGCACAUAGAUAUCAGCAGCCUCAUGUCUUGUAUCAAUGUUUCCUCUGUAUUCUCAGGGUAAAUAUUGUAUCAGAUCACUGUUGUGAGCUUAAUCUUCAUUACCUCAGAGGACGAAGAAGACUUAACUGCUGAUUCACGUACCUAGGAUUAGUUUUGUUAAUAAUUUUUAAUUUUUUUUGCUUUUUAUUACUGUAAUUGGACUGAUGUAAGAUAACCUCAUUAUCUUUGUUUAGCUGGUAUUACACUCGCAUAAUCCUUAGUGUCGUCUCCGCCGCUACCCCCCAAACCCGGAUGUGUCAUCUCAACGGUGCAUAUGAGAAUAUUUUCACUGCAUCUUUUAUGUAGAGAUCUGAGCCAUACAAAGAAAGUUGAGGCUUGAAGAUGACAAAUUUUAUUUCUGCUGGAUCUGUCCGUUUUUAGUGACGCAGGUUCCAGCAGGACGGAAUGUAUUGCUACUGUAUAUUACAGUAAAUGUAUGUGAAUGACUGUGUGGUAUCUGGUGACUUUUCUAUGGGCAGGUAACGAAAUAUAAUCCUGUUGUGUACAAUAGAUUUUUAUUCGUUGAUCACUUAAAACACUUAACAAGUGUUGGUGCUAGUGCUGACAGAUGUAGGACUGUGUGCGUGUAUAUGGCUAGGAGGUUCGGUUAUAUUUGCAAAUUGUAUGCGUCAUUUUUACUAAAGCUUAAUCGAAACAUCACUCCAAAAUCACAUAUAAAAGAGAGAUUGUAGCAUUAGAUGUAUAUUAUAUGAAAUGGAUGCAGAAAAGGUGUAUAAAAUUUGUCUUCUCUAUUUAUUUUUUGGAUCGGGUUUAAUGCUAAAUGUGGUUUGCACCCUGCUAUAAACAUAGAAAUAUAUAUUUCAGAUCAAACAUAUUUAUAUGCAAUGGUUUAAAAGAAAGUCUUUAUGUAAUUUAUAAAUUCUAGCUCGAAUUCUUUUCUCAAAGUUCCAAUCGCUCUUUGGUCUUACUUUCUGCCCAGCUAUCUGUUGGACCAGGGCACUCCUUAAAUGGGUUAUCCCAUGAUUAAUGUAAAACAUGAUAAUAUAUUACAUGACAACCUAUUUCUAACAAAGCUAGAACCAGCCCUGUACCUCACAUGGA